AUGGCCACCCCUCAAUUUCCCUAUUCAAUGAAAAUCUCCCUUCCUCUUCCCACGAACCGUCUCGCCUCCGCCGCGCUGCGCAGCCUUGAAGUCGACGCCGAGCUGUCUCAGUUCGUCCAGCGGAACCUGGAACUGGUGCAUCCCGCGAAAGAAGAAGCCCACACAGAGGACGAGUCGGACAAGACGGUCCUGGAUAUCACGUACCGGGCUACUACAAACCGGAUGUUACGCGUGGCGGUGAACGGGUUCAUGGAGAGCGUGGGGGUCGUUCUGGGGGUGAUGGAAGAGCUGGAUGUGGACGUUUUGGAACAUGGGGAGGAAUGA
Messenger RNA from Aspergillus campestris IBT 28561, 324 nucleotides. RefSeq names its product CTAG/PCC1 family protein. The transcript is spliced from 2 exons. The record is from RefSeq and is a predicted model, not a curated record. NCBI's taxonomy places the organism in Eukaryota, Fungi, Ascomycota, Eurotiomycetes, Eurotiales, Aspergillaceae. Bases 1 to 324 code for a protein of 107 amino acids. Gene Ontology annotation, cellular component: EKC/KEOPS complex.